Messenger RNA from Botrytis fragariae, 1191 nucleotides. RefSeq names its product putative ribonucleoprotein. NCBI's taxonomy places the organism in Eukaryota, Fungi, Ascomycota, Leotiomycetes, Helotiales, Sclerotiniaceae. The transcript has 2 exons. Bases 1 to 1191 code for a protein of 396 amino acids. Gene Ontology annotation, molecular function: RNA binding. The record is from RefSeq and is a predicted model, not a curated record.
AUGUUCUCCAACAACUGGCGCGUUAAGCAAGACACUCCUCAAAGCCCAAGCGGCGAAGAGAGAGUAUCUCCUUGGUCCUCUUCAAGAAACCGUGGAGUUGGUGGUAAGGAUGGUGGUGAACGACCAUCUCAAGGCCAGGGGAGAUUUUCUCGAAACGAGGCAGGUGACUCGCCAAGAAAACCUUCACAACUCACAGAGUCGGACAAGGCUAUUGAGGAAGGUCGUCGCAUUUACGUUGGUAACUUAAGUUAUGAUACCACUCCAGAGGAUAUUGAAACCAUUUUCCAAGAUGUUCCACGUGAAUCUCGAACUGUUCAUAUGUCCAUCGAUUCCAUGACAAAGCGCAACCCUGGUUACUGUUUCGUUACUUUCACCACCAAGGACAUGGCUGAGGAGGCUUUGAAUCGUUAUGAUGGUCAAGAAUUCAAGAACCGUACACUCAGAGUUAAGCCUGGUGUAAGAUCAGACCGCAGCACUCGUCCACAAGGAAGCUCUUCAGAGACUCCUCUCUACACAAAUGACCGCUGGAAGAGCUCUGACAGAGAAACUUCUCAGCGUCCAGAACGUCAAGUAGACUCUUCUUCCCAGGAUGGUCGAAGACUUUACGUUGGAGGACUACCAAGAAUUGAUGAUCAAGAAACAGCAAACCGCAAGAUCAGAGAAAUCUUUGAAGGUUUUGAUGUUGAAGUUGUUAGCAAGUUGAUCUCUCCACACCCUUCCAAGGUUGAGGAAGGUGGCAACCACUAUUACUGUUUCGUUGAUCUUGCCAACAAUACUCAAGUCAAUGAUGCAGUUAAGAUGUUCGAUGGCAAUGAGUGGGGUCUUAAAGUCAGUCGUGCAUCCGGAGGAGCCUCAGGAAAAGUUGUUGAGAAGCAAAGAAUCUAUGUCGGUGGUUUACCAGAUUUCGGAGACGAGGCAGCAACCGAGGCAGAGAUUAGAGAGCUUUUCAGCGAGUAUACCGUUAAGUGGGUCAGCAAGUUGUGCUCCCCAAGAGAGCCAAGAGAAGGCAAUAGCCAUUUCUGCUUCGUUGAAUUACAAGAUAGCCAAGAAGCUGAUGGAGCUAUUGUCAACUUGGAUUGGUCUGAGAAAUGGGGUGGAAAGAUCAGAGUCAAGCCUAGUUUGUCCAACGCUCAAACAAAACAAGGAGAGACCCCAACCAGAGGAUGGAGAGGAAAGAGCGACAGAGAGUAA